CGCUGGUAGCAUUUACAAAAAUAAAAUCGACCUGUUCAAACGCUUUUCUGAAAUAUGACGAACAACGAGGAUAUGAAUUUUGUGCGUGACUUUUGAUUGAGUCAGUGUACAUGUGGUAUAAACAAUAAUAGGGUGUGGCUGUGAUUUAUCGUUCAACAAAAAUUAUAAAACAAGUAGCAAAAGUAUCGCGACAACAGUGUGUUUGUUUUCAACGAGUAGAAGACUUUCCACGACAAAAUGUACAUUAAACUGCAAAAAAUGGUGCCUUCGGACCUUUUCAUCAAUCUUGGCCUCUGCCAAAAAAGAAAAUUAACCGACGUUCCCAUGCUUAUAAUUUUUGCGAUAUGUGUUGCUAUUUUGUUGAUCAUUGCUAUGAUAUACACUAUAUCUUCUUCGGAUAUAAACGGUACGAAUGGACAUGUCUUGAGAGUAUUAAUUAAUAACUCGGGUUCUCUAGCAAUAGGUUGCUGCAUUGGACUUGGUCUUUCUCUUAUCGCAUUAUUUUGCUUUCGCUAUUGUGUGAAUGUAUUUAUUUGGACUGUGUUGAUAGUUACAGUCGUACUAAUGUUUACGAACGUAGGAUUUUCUGGAUACUUUUGGUAUUGCUCGGGCGAACUGUAUUUAAACUACGAAAUCACUAAGCUGAUAACGUUCAUUAUUUCAACAUUUGUUUUUCUUAUUAGUACAAUAUUGGUUCUAGUGUUGAGAGAGCAAAUUAAACUUAUAAUCGAAUUUUACAAAGAAGCUAUGAAAAUACUAUUUGCUAUGCCUCUAAUUUUUCUGGUACCUCUCUUGACAUUCAUCUCCAUCUCGGGGAUUUUUGCGUUAUUCUGUUACAUAACUUUUCCAAGGAUUCCAAUGAACGACGCUGGAGAAUUUUAUCACGAUACCGGUGUGAUUUAUGGUAGGGGACUUGUAUUGAUAAUGUUGUUCUGGAUGGUCGAGUUUGUAUUAGUGUGCCAACAAAUGGUUAUUUCGGGUGCCGUGGCUACUUAUUAUUUUACACGAGACAAAACAGCUUUGGUUUCACCGAUCUACAGCAGUUUUUACAAUUUAAUUCGGUACCAUCUUGGUACCGUUGCAUUUGGUUCCCUAAUAAUGCCAACUAUUAACUCCCUUAAUACAAUAUUUCGAGUAUUGCCGCGAAAAAAUUGUUGUGCAUAUAUUUGCUGUUGUACAUCAAUGGAAAGAAUAUUGAAAUAUACGACUUCGAAGGGAUUUAUCGCCACAGCUAUUUGUGGACAACCCUUCUGCCGAUCGGGUACUCGUGCGGUGAAUUUAAUCGUCGGCAAUUUAUUAAGUGGUGUGGUAAUGAGUUCGGUUGGAGGCUUCAUGUUUUUCAUGAUGAAUUGUUUUGUGCUUUUUAUUACCGUGAUUAUUGUUGGUUUUCUGGUGAUAUUUCUUCGUUUUAAUCCAACUAUCGUAAUUUCACCUUUGUUUGUAGUUAUAUGGACUUCCUGUAUCUUUGGUGUAGUCAGGAUUACUGUAGACACAGUAUUCAUCUGUUACUGUGAAGAUUACCGCCUUAACAAUGGUACAAAUGAACCAUUUUAUGCAACUGUGGAGCUUCACCAAAAGCUGAAGAAAGUGCAAGACUUCACAAAGGGUAUUGAGGAAAAGGCAUGUGUUUUAUAAAUUUAGGAAAUUAAUUGUGAAAAUUGUAUUUUUUGUAAUUGUAAAAGUCGUGGAUUAUUUGACCACGUUUUUAGUUUAACUUUUCUAACAAUUUUAUCAAUUGUUCUUCUCACAAAAAUAUAUUACACCUUGCUUUUUUUCAAACCUUGCAUUAAUCUAUUCAUUAAACAACUAUCAAAAAAACAUCUUGCAACAAUGACUGUUUAAAAAUCAUUAAAAGUUUGCACUCGGGGCUUGUUUUAAAAAAAUCGCCUUAUACAGGGUCGCUAAAAAGUAUGGAUACAGUUAAAUAUUAUAAAAACUAUUCAUCAAAACUUUAAAUUAACUAAAAUUAAUUUAAUUAAUUUAAUUAAAACUUUAAUUAAAAUUUGGUAUAUGCUUAAGAGUAUAUAAGUUGUAUCUUUUCAGAUGUUUAUUAAAUUUCUAUCUCCAUUUGUUCUUCGGAUACAAGGCUAAUAUGAUUUUUUUUUAAAUAGCAACAAGUGUCAAAUUUAAUAUUUUUAAGAAGAGCAUUAUUUUCUGAGUUCUAUGGUAUAACACAUACAGACCUUGAUUUAAUCGAGACUUAAAAAAAAUCGAAAAUUUGGAAAAAUGUAAAAUUUUAUUAGCCUUGAAAAUGUUGUCUUAAUCUAUCGUUAGCUCAUUAACCAAAAAAUAAGUAAAAUUUAAAAAUGAUUGUUAAAAUAACAAUUUUAACUGAAAAAGAACAUGUUUUAAUUAAGAAAUUUUAAUCACGAAAUACUUGAUUUUUAUGCUACAAACGAAGUUAAAACUAAUUUCCACUAACUUCUUGGCUUUCUGUCUCCAUGAUAAACCAACAUGAGAACUUUUUUCGCUCAGUUUUACUUAAAUGUACCAUUAUUAAACUAAUUAUUGCACCCAAGUUUGAUUUUUGGCUAAUAUACAAGUAAUGGCUAUCGCUAAUAACAGUUUCAAAGCUAACUUAGCUUUACUGUUCCAGAAAAUUUUUGAAUUUUAAUUUUUUUAUAUUUUAAUAAAAGUAAAGGUGGGUAUCAUGUUACAUCAUUGAGUUCAGAAAAUGAUGCUUUUUUAAAAAUGAUUAAAUUUGACCCUUCGUGCCAUUUAAAAAAAAUCAAGUUAGUCUUGAAUUUUCAAAAUAAAUGACGAUAAAUAUUUGAAAAAUCUCUCAGAUGAUAGAAUUUAAACAUUUUUAACUGUUCCCCAAAUUUCAAGGUUUUCUGUUAAACCGUUUUGAAAAUAUUUAACUGUAUCCAGGCUUUUUAGCGACUCUGUAUAAAAGAAGGUGUUGUAGUGUAAGAAUAAAAGAAAUAUUCUAGAUUAGCGAGUUAGUAGUAGUAGUUAGUUUUAUGAAUAUGUUAAUUAGUGUAGUUUUUUGUCAAGUGGUAGUCUACACUUUUUCCUACCACAAUGUAGUUGAAACGAAUAAAUCUUUAGUUCAGAAGAAA
This is a messenger RNA of Tribolium castaneum (red flour beetle), 3062 nucleotides long. Its product is annotated as choline transporter-like protein 1. Lineage: Eukaryota; Metazoa; Arthropoda; Insecta; Coleoptera; Tenebrionidae. The record is from RefSeq and is a predicted model, not a curated record. The transcript has 12 exons. The coding region runs from base 238 to 1635 and encodes 465 amino acids. Gene Ontology annotation, biological process: transmembrane transport. Gene Ontology annotation, molecular function: transmembrane transporter activity.